Molecule: messenger RNA, 1228 nt
Organism: Lagopus leucura (white-tailed ptarmigan)
Lineage: Eukaryota; Metazoa; Chordata; Aves; Galliformes; Phasianidae
Product: SUN domain-containing protein 3-like
Exons: 9
Coding region: 1-957 (318 amino acids)
Biological process (GO): nuclear envelope organization
Cellular component (GO): nuclear envelope; meiotic nuclear membrane microtubule tethering complex
Molecular function (GO): protein-membrane adaptor activity
Source: RefSeq, a predicted model, not a curated record
AUGGCGAAACGACAGCAAGGCAGGCGUGGGGACUGGCAACCUAAGGCUCGGAAGACAGUUUCCCUGCUGCUGUUCACCGUGGCUGUGGUGUCUUUCGGUGUUUACUGCGUUGGAAGUCUUGCUGGAGGCUCAAGGGCAGUGGAAAAAAAGACUUCAUGGCUGGUGGGUGAUGGUCUGGAAAUGCUGAGGGUGGAACAAGAGCUCGACAAGAUCCAGCAGCAGCUUCGUUUCCUGCAAUGGGGAGCAAAGGACAUCACCCUGCGUGCUCUCCACGAGGCCCUGAAGAGAAAUGAGCUUCCAGGCUUUACCGGCGAGGCUGUUCAAGAGAUGAUCAAUCAAGUCCUGGAGAAGCUGGAAGAAAGCCCAUUCCAGAUGCGUAAUUAUGCCAGCAAAACUUCAGGCGCCGCUAUCGUUCGUUCCAAGACUUCUCCCUCCUGGAUUGGAAGCGGGAAAGUCUUCUGGCACUCGUUGCUGGUGACACCAUAUAUGAGGCCUCCUGAGAUUAUUCUUGAGCCUGACAAUCAGCCAGGUAACUGCUGGCCCUUCCCAGGAAGCCAAGGGCACGUCUUCAUCAAGUUGCCCAGGGCCAUCUUUCCCACGGCAGUUACAUUAAACCAUGGAGUUCCAGCAACGGCCUACCAUGCAGACAGCACCUCCAGUGCUCCUAAGGACUUUGCUGUCUAUGGCCUGCAGGAAGAAGGUGACGAGGAAGGAACUUUGCUAGGAGAGUUCACCUUCACGCCAGGCCAGGAUCCCAGUCAGACCUUCCAGCUGCAGAACGAGCACUCCGGGUUCAUCAAUUACAUCAAGCUGCGAGUGCUGAGCAACUGGGGCCACCCGGACUAUACCUGUGUGUAUCAGUUCAGGCUCCACGGCAAUCCAGCCCCUGACGGUGAAGCUAAGGGAAAGCCACUUGGUUUACCUUUCAUGGAGGAGUCUCCAGAUCUGAGCCCGUGACAGGGGCACAAACCCAGGGGACGAAAGAGAGUGGCAACAAAAAUUACCCUACCUUCUAACAGCGCGGCACAUCCGGCCCCGGCUCUGUGACUAACAAGGCAAGGCAUGAUGCGGGCCGUGCGCUCCAGGAGAGGGGGAAGGGAGACAACACGUGUGUCUGACAACAAAAAAGAACAACCAACAACAAAAACAGAAUCAACGGCAACUGUCUGAGGAGGAGCUGAAUUUACUGAAUCCAACAAAAUCAAACAAAAUGAGACGGAAGUAUCCA